Molecule: messenger RNA, 2144 nt
Organism: Mugil cephalus (flathead mullet)
Lineage: Eukaryota; Metazoa; Chordata; Actinopteri; Mugiliformes; Mugilidae
Gene: naxe
Product: NAD(P)HX epimerase
Exons: 7
Coding region: 156-1007 (283 amino acids)
Cellular component (GO): mitochondrion
Molecular function (GO): NAD(P)HX epimerase activity
Source: RefSeq, a predicted model, not a curated record
AGAGGAGCGUUUCAUUUUCCAACCCGGAAGUAGGUGACACCGCUGGGCUGCGAGUUUGGUUUUGUAAGACCAUAGUUGAUCUGUAAGUUGUAUUAUUGUGUUGUUUAGAAGAGCACACCUGCAUGCGAAGUUAACAUCUGCUCGUAUCCACCUGGAUGUUGAGCGUUCGGGCUCUGUUUGGGAUCGGCUUCCUGGUGACCUCGCGAGCAGCAGCCGCCCUCGCUCAGACGGGGACAUGUCCGCUGUCCUCCGCCGCUGACGUCCACAAACACAACUGUAUCGGCAGCAGACCGGCGUCCACCAUGGCCCAGACCAUCAAGUACCUGGGGCAGGAGGAGGCCCAGCACAUCGACGAGGAGCUGUUCAGCGAGUACGGCUUCAGUGUGGAUCAGCUGAUGGAGCUGGCAGGACUCAGCUGUGCCACGGCCAUCACACGGGCAUAUCCACUUACAUCCCUGGUGAAGGCCAGACCUUCUCUGCUGGUGAUCUGUGGACCCGGAAACAACGGGGGCGACGGCCUCGUCUGCGCCCGUCACCUCAAACUCUUUGGAUACGAGCCCGCCAUCUUGUACCCGAAGAGGCCGAACAAGCCGCUGUUCCAAGGCCUGACCACCCAGUGUGAGAAGAUGGAGAUCCCCUUCCUGACUGAGAUGCCUGAGGCUAAAAUGAUUGAUGAGGCUUACAACGUGGUGAUAGACGCCAUCUUUGGCUUCAGCUUCAAGGGGGCGGUGCGGGAGCCUUUUGGCUCCAUCCUGAACGUGCUGAAGAAGACCACCGUCCCCGUAGCCAGCAUCGACAUCCCCUCAGGUUGGGACGUGGAGCAGGGCAGCCCGGACGGACUCCAGCCCGACAUGCUCAUCUCUCUCACGGCUCCGAAGAAAUCGGCCGCCUCGUUCAGAGGACGGUACCACUUCCUGGGGGGGCGCUUCGUGCCGCCCGGCUUGGAGAGGAAGUACCAGCUCAACCUGCCUCAGUACCCCGGCACAGACUGUGUGUUACAGCUGUAGACGCUGCCAGGUGUUUGAGAAGGUGAUGAGGACGUAAAGCCCACAGACGUGUUAAAUUUAGAGAUGGAGCCUGGAAGAGCUUAGCUUAGCUUAGCAUAAAGACUGGGGAAAUUGGCUAGCCUAGCUGUUGCUUAAUUAUGACAGUGAAGCCAAUUGAUUUAUAGCCGUUCUUGUCUUGUCAUUACAGCCUGAUAUGGUAUCACCACGCUUCUACACAAAACUUAAACCCAAUUAACCCAAAUACAAUAAAAAUAAACACUUAAAACCCAUUACUUACAGAGACUAGCAAGCUGUGUCCACCUGCUUCUAGUCUUUAUGCUAAGCUAGGACAGCCAGGAUCAAAUAUUCUGCAAAAUUCAAAUAUUUGCUUCUUGGAGAGCCAUAGCUAGCACUCAGUUAGCUUAGCAUAAACACUGGAUCUGAUUAAAGAGGUUAGCCUAGCUCUACACAUUUUUUUUAUUUUUAUUUUUUUACAGAUCUAAGCUAGUUAAGCUAAACUAAACAAAUACUAUUUUUUUUUGCUUCCAGUCUAACUGCUAAGCUAACAUAACCACAACCCAAUUUCACCUUAAUUUAUUUAGUUAAUAGUGACAUAGUAACAGUAAAACCACUACUGUUUGUGUAUGCGAUAUAUGUAGCUACAGUUAGCAGCCAUUUACCUUAGCAUGACCACUGCAGAGAAAGCAGCUAGCUUAGAUCUAUCUUUGCUAAUAUGUGUGUAGGUGGUUUUGAGACAGAGCUAAGCUAAUUUAUUAAUCCAGUCUUUAUGCUAAGCUAACAUAACCAGAUCCUGACUCCAGCUCUGUCUAAACACUCAGCCAAUUAACUUACAAACAUAUGCUACUUGUCUGUGUAUGCUACACACGAGGCUACAGCUAGCCCAUUACCUUAGUGUGAACAGUGAGAGGGGAGCUAAGCUAGGCAAGCUUUCCGAUUUGUUUAUACACAUAAGAAAGUGGUACCAAUCUUAAUGCUGAACAGUUCCUUUAAAUGUGGGAGACUUAGAUCGGUUUCUGCGUGGUGAAUAAAUGUCGGUGUGACUUUAAUGCUGCUCUCCUGUAAACCCAAAGAGCUGUUACAGUACGAUUAGCUUUCUGAAAGAGUUGAAGCUAAUGAAAAUAAACACAAUGCAGACUA